Danio aesculapii is the source of this 2428-nucleotide messenger RNA. It is a transcript of the gene bub1ba, whose product is annotated as BUB1 mitotic checkpoint serine/threonine kinase Ba. Gene Ontology annotation, biological process: meiotic sister chromatid cohesion, centromeric; mitotic spindle assembly checkpoint signaling. The transcript is spliced from 23 exons. NCBI's taxonomy places the organism in Eukaryota, Metazoa, Chordata, Actinopteri, Cypriniformes, Danionidae. The coding region runs from base 90 to 2372 and encodes 760 amino acids. The record is from RefSeq and is a predicted model, not a curated record. Gene Ontology annotation, molecular function: protein kinase activity.
UAAACCUCGAAUCACUCAACAACAACACCACCGCUGUCAGCGCUUUGUUGAAGUUAGCAAGAAUAUUUAAUGAGAAACCUUUGCUCGGGAUGGCUGUAAGACUUGAAAAAUCUCAGGGCCUGAAGAUGGAUGAACUGUCUUCCCACACUUGGAGUGCUCCAGGUAUCCCGGUGGAGGCUGUGGCCCCAUUCCAGAAAAGCCAGACUCAAGAAGGGCUCAGGGGUCAAAGGGAAGAUAACCUGGAGAUCAUGUACUGCAAAGAUCAGAUUUACCAGGGAGACGUAGAGUUCAGCAUCGAGGAGCUCCGUGCGCAGCGAUACUACAAGGCUAUGAGAGAAAAGGCUUCACACCUGAACAAAAUGAAGCAGGACUUGCAGCUACAGAUCGAGCAGGCACAGAGAAAACUUCACCAGAGAAACAGCACAGCGGCCCCACAGCAGUGCUUCCCUGCAGACAAAAGAGAGGCCAGUUCUUCAAUCCAGAGACCUACAGCUUCAUGUGAAUCAGCUGCUGAUACUGUGAAAUCUGCUCCGUUUGGGAUGUACAGUGAGCUGGAAGAAGGGCUUGGGGUUUCCAGCAGCAGAUCAGUGAGUCGAGAAGACGAUAUAAAUCAAAGUGGAAGUGACGCAAAACUGCAGAAAACAGCAAAACCUUUCAACAUUUAUGAUGAGAGCGCACAAACAAACAAACCUAGCAGUUCAGUGAGUCGAGAGGACGAUAUGAAUCAAAGUGGAAGUGACGCAAAACUGCAGAAAACAGUAAAACCUUUCAACAUUUAUGAUGAGAGCGCACAAACAAACAAAAUUAGCAGUUCAGUGAGUCGAGAGGACGAUAUGAAUCAAAGUGGAAGUGACGCAAAACAGCAGAAAACAGUAAAACUUUUCACCAUUUAUGAUGAGAAUACACAGCCAAACAAAAUUAGCACUUCAGUGAGUCGAGAGGACGAUAUAAAUCAAAGUGGAAGUGAUGCAAAACUGCAGAAAACAGCGACAGGAAAGCCUUUCACCAUUUUUGAGGAUAAUGCACAGACAAGCAAAAUGACAUCUUCUGCAAACCGUAAAUCUCUAAAGCUGCCCACAUUGAGUCUGAAAGCACCAAAGUCAAAAGCAGAGCUGGUCGCAGACAAAGACGCCUCCAUCUCCCGCUCAGAGGAAGCCAUCAUCAAUGGUCACAGGAAUAAGACUCUGUGCCGCAGUCCGAACGACACGUGUGAAUUUGCUCGCGCCGCUCAGCUCGCGUCCAGUCCUUUUGCAGGAGUCGACAGGCAGAAAACACCAGAAUCGGGGCUGAUGGAGAAUCUGAGCCCAACAGAUCCUGAAAGCACUAAAGCUGCAAACAUUGAUGAAACACCGGAGGAGAAAAAGCUCAGUCCUAUCCUGGAGAUCAGUCAGGAGUGGGGCGGCUCUACAUUUUGUCAGGAUCCCAUGAAACGCUUUAAUGAAGGCGAGACCAGCCGAUCUGUGGAGAGACCAGAAACUGAGCUGGAGAACGUCAGUAAACGGCAGGAUGUCUGCAGUCUGCAUGUGAGAUCCAGGAUCUUUGACCAAUCAGACGUGACAUCCUUGUCCAACUUCCACAGAAAAGCUGGACUGCUGCCCGACACCAGCGAUGAUCUGCAUCUCGAUGGAGAGCAGCUGUUUUACUGCGGUAAACUAGGAUCAGUGAAGGACUUUAGCCUGUACUCAUCUGGAACUGCUGCUGUCCUGCUGAAGACUGACAGGUCUUCAGUGCCGUGGGAUUUCUUCAUCAUUUCUCAGCUCAGAUCUCGAGGCUGCUGUGAUGAACAGGACCGUGACGUCCAGAUCUCCUGCCAUAUGUUUGAAAACGGCAGUGUUACUCUGUGGAGGAUUCCUCACGGAGACACUCUACAGGAUCUGCUCUGUGAACCCUUGGCCAGACAUGAUGCUUGUCUGUUGGUGGUUUUGCUGCUGGAACUGGUCAGACGCUUUCAUUCCUGUCGGCUGCUGCAUGGAGGCCUGAAGCCGGAGUCGCUCUACUUUUACCACAGUGGACUCACAGCUCUGGAUUUCUCAGACUCUGUGGAUCUUCAUCUACAGACUGACGUCACAGAAGCUCAAGAUCUUCCUUCAGCACAGCAGUUCAUCCAGCAGCGGCUUCUGUCACCGUCAGCAUCACCUUUCCAGGUUGAUCUGAUCAGUGUUGCUGAAAUCACACACCGCCUGCUGUUUAACACUCCUCUACAAGUGAAGCUGGUGGAUUCGGUCUGGUGUCUGGAGGAGGAUUCUGCAUCUCAGCAUGGUUGUCCUGUGGAGCCGCUCUGGACAGAGUUUUUCCACAUGAUCUUGAAUCCAGAAAAAUCUUCAGAUCUUGUUUUGUCCGACCUCAUCAAUAACGUGAAGAACAACUUAUAAAAAAACAUUCAGUAUUAAUCUGUAAAAUAAUUUGCUUUUGUAUGUGCAUUUGAUAU